AUGCACGCGCGCGCUGCGCUUAAGCGCGGCGCCGGCACGACUUUGGCGCGGUGGGGCACUUUCUUCCUGCUGUUUCUGGUGGGUCUCCUGCUUGGGCAACGGCAGGGCGCCGGCCAAUCGGGGCGUGCGCACGUGGCGCCUGACUCCCUCUCACGAACAACCGACAGCUCUUCGGCUGCUCGCCAGAAUCAUCACUGCACACGCGACGUGGCCCAUGGGUACUACUUCGACAGCUUUUGGCCGUUCCCGCCCUUCUGGCUGGCCAUGGAGACCGAACCCGGGACGUGCAACAAGUACAGUUACCAAGGGCCCGAAACAUGCGAGAGGAUGGCGCACGGGCUCGACUUUGAGCCGGAGUGGCACGUCCGGGAGGUGCUUGCCAGCAUGCUCCUUCAGUGCAGCUCUCCGCUUGACUUGACUUGA
Molecule: messenger RNA, 423 nt
Organism: Pedinophyceae sp. YPF-701
Lineage: Eukaryota; Viridiplantae; Chlorophyta; Pedinophyceae
Source: the annotation of a GenBank genome assembly